AUGACAAUACGUGAACAUACUGUCGAGUACUUCUUCAUCCCUACGCCUGUCCAAAGUAAAGCAUUCACCGUAGCGCGGAGGGAAUCAUACGGGACUGCCAAUAUCUCGCUGCCUGGAUCCCCCGGCGGACGCAACAUUUUCACUAACGUCGGCGUGGACACGCAAUUCCCUUCUUUCUUGCGGCGAGUCGUUGCCGUUGGCCCUAGACACCGAGCGCUGCAUGAGCGUCUUCGCAUUCUCGAGCGGAUCUUGCGGGGAUUCAUGCGGGUCGACGACGUCCUGAUUCGGGUUGAGCUUCCAGUAGCGGUAGCUGCGCGGAGGAGAGAAGGAGGCGCCGAGGAGCGAGCCCAAAAAAGGGCCAACCCAGUACUAAGAACGCGGUCAGAAGCAGGCAUUGAACGCGGGGCUAGGUAA
Molecule: messenger RNA, 414 nt
Organism: Sparassis crispa
Lineage: Eukaryota; Fungi; Basidiomycota; Agaricomycetes; Polyporales; Sparassidaceae
Exons: 3
Coding region: 1-414 (137 amino acids)
Source: RefSeq, a predicted model, not a curated record